GUUCUGAAAGGUCUCCCUCCCAGUGCACAAAGGCAGCUGCUGGAUGAACAGCUACAGCGAGUGAACCAGUGCUGAGAGAGCAGUAAUAAACAAUCUCCAGUAGAGAUACCGAGACACGGACACUCAAGGAAGCCACACAACAAAACUCCGUUACCACGCACGGUUUUACCAGGAUUUUUGACCUUGGUCCGUACUUUUCAGGUUGAACUGAACUGAAGGUUGCUGUCCUGUGGUGAAAACGAUGGAGAAAUCUCCCUCUGCCAUUAGGAAGACAUCACACUUCUUGCGUAACCAGCACACCAGUAAAAAUGACUCUGACGUGGAGGAUAAUAAACCACGGACACAAAGAACUCCUCUGAAAGACAAGUGCUGUCAGACAGAGCACCAUCACCAUGGCUGCUGUGAACCAGCCUAUAUUAUGGAGCCUGGCGAUCCUCCUUUAAUACAGCAGCAACUACAAACAUCGAAAUCUGGCAUUCAGCAAAUCAUUGAGUGCUUCCGAUCAGGAACUGCACAGCUUAAGAAUAUUUUACUGAAGGAAGUGGAUACCAUUUUUGAAUGUAAACUCUGUCGAAGUCUCUUUCGAGGAUUGCCAAACCUGAUCACACACAAGGAGUUCUAUUGCUUUCCCAGGCUAAAGUUGGACAAUGACCCUUCAGCAUCAAAUGAUAAACAGAGUCAAGCCAUAAAAGAUCUUCUGGAAGCCAUAUAUCCAAGAAAGGAGAAGCAGGAAUACGUUGUAAGACUGGAACCAAUAGAGACCAAUCAGAAUGCAGUAUAUCAAUAUGUCGAUGGAAAAGAUGACCAAGAUACAGUGAAUUACAGUUCUCAAACUCCACACCAAGGACAUUUGGAGGAGGCCGGUCCAGAGCAGAACCAUACUGAAGUACCACCAGACACAGAAAUUGUAGAGCCAGUUCCUGUAGAAGACAUUAAAAAGGAGGUUGUUUCUAUGGAAGAUGAUAUAAGAGAACCUAUCCUUUGUCAAGAUGAAACCUUGAGCAGUGAUGCUGUAGAUCAACAGGUUGCUUGCUGCAUCUGUGGAAAAGACUUUAAUACAAGACGCAGUGUUCGUCGUCAUAUAAGGAAAGUUCACAAGAAAAAAAUGGAAGAAUUGAAAAAGAACAUAGAGACGAGGAGGGGGGGUCCAAAUCAGCCAUCUGUCAUGGUGGGUCAUUCAAAGAGUGCAUUGCUUUCAUCAGGCAGAAGCUGUCCUGUUUGUCAAAAAUCAUUUGCUACCAAAGCCAAUGUUCGCAGACAUUUUGACGAAGUUCACAGAGGGUUAAGGAGGGAUUGUAUAACUCCUGACAUUGCUACAAAACCGGGUCAACCACUGUCUCUAGAAACCAAUGGCUCGCCUAAGAAAUCACCUGGCUCUCUGCCGCGCAGACAUAAGUACUCUACUAGGGCCGAGUACAGCCUCACUGCUCGUAAGUGUCUGCUAUGUAAGAGGAAAUACUCAUCACAGUUAAUGCUGAAAAAACACUUGCGAAUAGUCCACAAAAUGACCAAACUGCAGAGAGGUUCAAACGGAAUGACCAACAGCACAGAAAUCAAAGUUAAAGUUGAAACCUCUGAUUUGGCAGAUCACAAUGCAGUGUCACCUGAACCAGAUGUCAGUCAGUCUCCUCCGAAUGACUCAAAGGGCACAGCUCAAGCAGCGGACAAGAGACAUACACCCACAGCACAGAAGAAUAAGGGUAAACAAGAAAGUGACAGUCCAAAGUCAUCCAGUCCUCCUGCAGGAGGUUGCCAACAGAAGGUCAGGAAGCCCAAACUAUCAAUGGGCUUUGACUUCAAGCAGCUGUACUGCAAACUUUGCAAGCGCCAGUUUACCUCCAAACAGAAUUUAACAAAGCACAUUGAUUUGCACACAGAUGGAAACGAGAUCUACAUCAAGUUCUACCGGUGCCCCCUCUGCUUGUACGAGACCCGUCGUAAGAGAGAUGUGAUCAGGCACAUCACAGUGGUGCACAAGAAGUCCUCGCGAUACCUAGCUAAAAUUACUGCCAACUUAGAAAGCAGAGCAGUAAAGAAGCCUGUGGAGGUGGUACUAAACAGUGUAGUUAAGCGGGGCCCUCAGAAGGACGAAGGGAAAAACACGAAUUCAAAGCAAGAUGGCACACCUAGCUCUCAGUCUAGCAGAAAACAUGACACACUUGAAGUAGGCACAGAAGUCAGCUUCACCAAAAACCUCUCCCUGCACAUGUAUAAUAAGUGUGGAAAGGCCUUUGCCAAAAAGACGUAUCUUGAGCAGCAUAAGAAAACCCUUAGGACAAGCGCGUCCAGCUCCCCUGAAGAAAGCAAAACCACAGGUCGUAGUACACGGUCAAAGGCAGUUUUUUAAUACCUCCAACUGAUGUACAGCAUGCUUGCACGGGAUUAAUAAUUGUAAAAUUUACUAGAAAUGAAAACCACUUGCAAUACUGCAGAAAUUUCUACGACAAGAGGAGACAGUGAAGAAAAACAAAUGCAGGCUUUCACAUGUAUACUAAUGGCUUUCAACAAUAAUUUGCUGAAUUAACAUUAAAAUAAUGUGAGGAUUUAAGUAUUUUUAAAUUGAAUGUGUGGAAAUGUUUAAAGUACUUAAUUGCACUAGGCUUUGGGGUCCCACUGCUGUUUUAGGUUAGGGGUUGCUGUAUGUGUAGUAAAUUCAUUAAUCUACAACAGACUGGUUUGGCAACAAGAUCCAAAUUUAAUUUGAUUAAACAUUUCUUUUAAGAGAUGCAGAAUCUCUAGCUCGGAAAAAUAAGUUUAUUUUCUUUUUGAUCCAUUUCCAAUUCUGCAGUAAAAUAGGCCGUAAAGUUUAAAAGUCUGUUAUAUAAAAUGUGUGUGCAUUCUGUAUUGUUUAGCCUGUGGUGACAGCUUUUAUUACCCAAGUAAAGAUGGCUUAAUAAUGCACGAAUGGUGAAGCCACAGGUUUAUUAUGUCAGGCCGUUGUCAUGAGUGUGGUACUACUUACUGAACCACGCAUUAUUUCUUUUCAAGAAAGAAAAAUACUAUACAGACUAAAGACAAAGGAGUCAUUUGUACUGGAGGAAAAAAGUUUUUAUUAUAUCACAGUGGUGAACAUAUGAAAUGUUUUUUUACGUCUGCAUUGCAGGUGAUAACACGAUUUAUCACACAAAUACUAUCGUGUAAUAUAAGACCAGUGGAUUCGUGAGAUACCAAAUGUGUCUCUAAAUGUUAUUGAAGAAAACUUGGAGUUAUGAUACCUUACUCAUUGUGCACACAAUGUAACAUACAGACAGAUUUGUAUGAAAAAUUUACAAGCCUUUAUUUGUCACAAUACCUUUGGUCAGUGUUUUGAAUCUACAAUGAUAUGAUUGACUAGUUCUAAGUUUUGUUCAUGUGUAUUUAUUCAAACUGCUUUUUUUUAAGAUAAUAUGUUUAAAGUUAAAAAGCUUGGGGAAUAAUUAAGCUGGCAGCUUUCCAAAUAUGAGUACAUUCUCUAUGUACUUGUAGGUCAUGGUUUUAGGUGUGCAUGUGUCUGUUAAAUUAUACUAUAGACACAUGCUAUACACAGUACUCUUGUUUUGCUAUCUGUCACAUAUGUUCCAUUAAAUCUCAAUUCAGGAUUUAAAUGUGGUUAAUAACUGAUAGGUAACAUCAUAACAUGCUUGUUUUUGUCAUGAAUUUUACAUCAAAUAUGUAUUUUGAUAACUUGAUCUGUACUCUUCUUGAAUGCUAUGUCUUUUGUAUAAGAAUGGGAAGCACAUGAUUUUGAAUGUUUGUGUAAAUGUACUAUAGUUUGGUAAACUAAAAUUGAUGGGAAACAAACAUCAACAGCACAUUUAGGUACAAAAGGUGUAUUUUUAAUUUAAUAUUAAGCUGUGUACAAAAUCACAUUUUGAGUUCCAUUGUUCAAGUUAACAGUUGACAAAUGCCAUUGUUGUUGGUUGAAGCAGGAUGAUUGCAUAUGCAUAUAUAAGGUAGUUUUCUAAUGACGCACAUUUGAUGUAUAUAACAAAUACUGUACAUGGUGUUUUAAAAACAUCAUUCAUUAAAGUGAUCAUUCUAAAUGUUUUAACAUGAUCAUUCUGCCGUGAUCAUUUUUACAAGUACCUUCUGUUUCAGAAUGCAAAGUAAAUAGCAUAGAUCUUCUACUUGAAAUUGUGGUAGUCUUCCUAACGCUUUGCACUAACAAAACAAUGCAGUGAAUAUGAAACAAAGAGAUAGUAUUGUUGCUAUUACUGUUCAAUUGAAUGUGUAUGAUGCUGGAUAAAUACACUGUAUUUUACUUGUAAUAAA
Molecule: messenger RNA, 4251 nt
Organism: Polyodon spathula (Mississippi paddlefish)
Lineage: Eukaryota; Metazoa; Chordata; Actinopteri; Acipenseriformes; Polyodontidae
Gene: znf800a
Product: zinc finger protein 800a
Exons: 7
Coding region: 242-2347 (701 amino acids)
Source: RefSeq, a predicted model, not a curated record